This is a messenger RNA of Rubroshorea leprosula, 582 nucleotides long. The record is from the annotation of a GenBank genome assembly. Lineage: Eukaryota; Viridiplantae; Streptophyta; Magnoliopsida; Malvales; Dipterocarpaceae.
CCCAUUGCCUUCUCCUUUUCAUCUUCGGUUUUCUCUUCACUUCUCCUUCUUUCUCACCAUGAACUUUUCACACUAAAUGGACUUCGAGAUUUAGAUGGCUAAUUCUAGGAGUUGGGCCUUUACUUUGUCGACCUUUAAUUUUUUGGGUUUUGUGUCGACGUUGUCUCUCGUCACCAUCUUCGGCUCUGUCUUUAUGUCGUUGGGAACUUGGGAAGGGAAUCGAGCAGGGUCUUUUCUCCGUACUCCUUAGCGCUUCUCAACAGUGAUGGAGCAGGAACAAGGAGAACUCGACAGCUUUCUAAAGUGGGCGAUGAAGCUUGGCAUCUCCGAUUCUCUCCAAUCUCAAAACCCUAGCUCUUGUCUCGACCAUUCGCUCAUCAUCUCUCACUUCCCUCAUGCCAACGGGUAAUGUACACACAUUGAAUCUCAUUAUUGUUUUUGUUUUAAAUGCAUUAUCUUUUUCCUUUUGUAUUUAUGGGUUAUGAUAUGCCACAAAAGAGGUUUGGUUGUAGCUCGUGAUCUCAAAAGAAGAGAAUUGGUUCUUAGAGUUUCAAAAAUUAUGAAUAUAAUUCUUGAUUUUAU